CACAAGAAAAGUGAGAUCAAUUGGCCGGAAUCGACAUCCUAGCACAACAACACAAGGACUAUCUUCUCACUAAGAAGCUCAAGGAGGAAAUGGGAACCAAGACUCAAGUGUACAAUGAAUACGCAGCGGAUAUCGAUAACCACUGUGAAGAGCAAUUCUUCGCGCUCAUCUUCAUGAAGCAGGCUGGGGAUCGCUACUCGGACUGCAGACRGGAUCUCAGGAACGAUUUCACCAAAGGAACCGACCACAUUCCACAGACUGUUGAUGACGCCUAUGCUCUCCUAAGGAAUUACACAACUGAACAAAAGAGUAAAUCGAAGGGAAGUGGCAAUAGGACCAACAACCAACAAUCUGAUCAGAAUAGCAAUGUCAAGGCCCGAAUGCCAGGACACGCAUUCAACCAAAAGUCGGAUUUCUCCAAGGUGUAGACGUUGCUAAUGCACCUGAGGGAGAGCAGCAUGACAAGAUAAUCAAUAAACAAUCUGAAAAGAAGAUUGUGUGUUAUCGUUGUGGACGUAAAGACCAUAUAUCGCCCAAUUGUACCUACAAUACAGAUAUCAAUGGAGUGCCCAUCAAGAAUCGAAAACACAACAAGACACCGAGCAAGACAGAGACCAAUCUCAUGGUCGGUUCAUCUGACUGUGGGGACACGGAAACCACAACCAUGGUGGAUUCUUCGGAUUUUGAUUUUGACGAUGAACUGGAUAAAGAAGAAAUACAACAUGCCUAUGGUUUCAUUCAUAGUGCGGUUGAGGCCUUGACAGACGUUUAUGUGGAGGACCUCCGAGGAAAUCAUCGACACUGUUUGAAUAUGAAGAACUUGCACGGAAGGCUAGACCGUUUUUGGGUUUUGCUGGACAACCAAUCUACAAUUCACAUAUUCUGGAACCCAAUGUUCCUGAUCAACAUCCGAACCACGAAGAAACAUCUCAUACUCCACACCAAUGCAGGAAGUGCAACCAUAAACGAAGUAGGUGAACUACCUGGUGUUGGGACCGUAUGGCUACAUCGUGACGGUAUCGCAAAUAUAUUGUCUUUCCACGCAAUUCAAGAAACAGCAGGUUUCGAGAUAGAUUACUCCAGUCGACCGGAUCCACAAGGAAGAAGAGACAAGUCUUUCCGAAUGGAAACCCCUAAUGGGACCAUCUGCCGUUUCCAACCAGAUGGAAAAGGGUUGUACUAUUACAAUUGUGCGGAGUCUUUUGGAGCAGGCAAACCAAAUACUGUUUUCGGAGAUACGGUAUCAGCGACACGCCGCACGUCAUACAAUGGUACAAACCUAACCGAACAUGGUGUCAUCGAAACCGUGGAGAACAACAAGAACAAGUAUACAAAACGCGAUGUUCUUAAGGUYGAGAAGCUACGUCGAUUUCAACAUAUCGCAGCACAUCCAAGUGACCAAGUACUUGCUGCAGCGGCGAGUCGCCGAUCGAUCAAUGAUUUCCCAUUCACCACACGGGACGUUGGAAUUAUGAGGAAGAUUCUCGGACCCAGUGUAUAUGGCUUGAAAGGAAAACGAACAGCACGACAGAGUGCCCAAGUGGAGACACAGGAUUUAGUCCCACUGCCAUCCAAUGUCCUCGAGGAUUACAGGAGUGUCACUCUAGCGGCUGACGUUCUACAUGUCAACCAAAUUCCUUUCCUUGCCACAAUCUUGCGUGGCAUACACUAUGGAUCAGUAUGUGCGCUGCCCACGUUGAAGGCAACUGACCUUGAACACGCACUUCAAGCAGUGAUACAGUCUUACCAAUUGCGGGGGUUCACAGUAGACCACAUCUUGGUGGAUAUGCAAUUCAAGUCCCUCGCUGACCGAUUCAAGGCUCAUCAGAUAUCCGUCAAUCUUGUAUCGAAGGAAGAACACGUUCCUGAGAUCGAACGUUUCAUUCGCGUCAUAAAGGAACGAUGCAGAUCAUCCUUUGCUAUGCUUCCUUUUGAGCGAAUUCCAAAGAGGCUUCUUAUUGCUUUACUUCGCAAUGUCGUGUUCUAUCUCAAUGCGUUUCCAUGGCCCGACGGAAUAUCAAAAGAGCUUAGUCCCCUCACAUUGAUUGAGGGCUAUGUCCUUAAUUACAAGCUGCAUUUCCAAGUCAUCUUUGGCGAGUAUGCUCAGACCUAUGAGGGCACAGACAAUACUAUGCGCGAGCGGACCGUUGGUGCCAUAGCCAUUGGCCCGUCUGGAAACCUACAAGGAGGAGUACUGUUCUUUAGUCUCGACACUGGUCAUAUACUCACCCGAACCAAAGACAAUUACCAGCUAUUGCCCAUGCCUGCAGAUGUGAUCAAACGUUUGCACUGCAUGGCAAGAAAGAGCAGAACAGGCUUACAUUUUGGGAACCGUAACAACAUAUUGGACACUUUUGAUUCCGAUAACGAUGAUGACUCUGAGGAUGAAGACUACGAUCCAACAGUUCAUACUGAUAUCCCUGUUGAUAUCACACCCGAUUCAGAUAACAAUUCUAUGUCUAGCACGGAGAACACUAGUUCCGCCAAUGAUCCUACCGCCAAUGCGGAUACUACAGGAGUGGAACCCCCCGACAUCAAAAAUUCGGAUGAUGAUAGAUCAACGGAGUCAAUUGAUGAAAUAGAUGAACAAGAUCCAGAUCUCAAUGACGACCAACAGCUUACAGGAGUGGAUCAUCAACCAGAUCCAGAUAUCAAUGACGACGAGCAGCUUACGGCAGUGGAUCAUGACRAUCACACUGCAAGAGUGGACGAAGAACACUCGGAUGACGACAUGUCUGAAGAAGACCAAGUUCGCACUCAAAGUGGACGUGUAGUACGAAGCACACAGGAUGAUGACUUCAUUUACAUGACCGUCAGUGAAGCUAUCGAUAAUCUUGGAUGCGAUGCAGAACUCACUCACGUAUGUAACAUAACCGAUUUCACAUCACCAGACAAGAUCAGGUCUUUGUCAAAGCAUGAAUAUCAGAACUAUGUUCAAGCGCUCAAUUUCAUCGAAGACAAUUUCAACUACUAUGACUUUAUCAGCGACUACACUAUGACACAAAUGAGUGUACGAGAGGGACUGAAGCGUCAUGGUGAGGAAGGCAAGGCAUCCGUCAUGAAAGAGCUAGGAAAUUUAGUGUCACGUGAUUGUUUUGGUGAGGUAAACUAUGAGACCUUAACCAAUGAACAAAAACGAAAUGCACUGCCGAUACUCAUGUUCAUGAUUUUCAAGCGCAGUGGACAGCUCAAGUCACGCGGAUGUGCAGACGGGAGACCGCAACGUAUAUGGACUGAUAAACGUGACGUAUCCUCCCCAACACCAGCAGCCGAGGCCCUAAAGUAUGUCCUAGCUAUCAUUGCCAUGGAAAGGCGUGAUAUAGCAACUUUUGAUUUGCCAGCACAAUUCUUGCAGACUGAUAUGGAUGAGGAGCUGUACCUCAAAAUCAGUGGAGCAGUUGCUCUUUUGCUAGUCGAAUAUGAUAAGGAACGGUGGCAGAAGCAUCUUCGAAAAGAGAAAGGUCGGCCCAUCAUAUAUGUCCUAUGCAAGAAAGCAAUAUACAGGACGCUGAAUGCAGCGAUACUGGCGUACAAGAAGUUGACUGGACAUUUACAGGAGUGGGGUUUGGAGAUGAAUCCAUAUGACCCCUGUGUAUGGAACAAAACAGUGAACGAAUCACAGCUCACUAUCGUGUUCCAUGUAGAUGACGGCAUCAUUAGUCAUGUCGAUCCUAUCAUCGUUACCGACGUACUGAAGCAACUCACAGCUGUGUAUGGAAAGACUGAUCCUCUGACGAUCACACGGGGUAAAGUGCACGAGUAUCUUGGAAUGACUUUAGACUUCGCCACUGGUGGGCAGGUCGAGAUAACCAUGUAUGACUAUGUCAAGAAGCUCAUAGACAAGCUUCCAAAUGACAUGAUCGGUGAGAAACCGACAGCUGCACCCGAGUAUCUUUUCAAGACCAACGGAAAAGAUAAUGAGUUACUCGAUAAGAAGCGAGCGGACAUGUUCCACACUUUAACGGCGACCAUACUGUAUUUAGGUAUGAGAUGCCGUGUCGAUCUUCAACUGCCAUGUGGAUUUCUGUGCACCAGGGUGAAGGCACCUGAUGAGCACGAUUGGAAGAAGUUGGCACACCUUGCCAAGUAUAUUCAACACACUCGAUAUCUUCCCUUGAUACUUCGAUCCGACGGAAAUGGUUCGACCAUAUACAUGGAUGGAGCUCACGCCGUUCAUGCAGAUAUGAAAGGGCACGGAGGAGUGUUCUGCACUGAAGGAAGAGGUGCAAUGUAUAGCUCGUCAACCAAGCUCAAACUUAACACAGUAAGUAGCACCGAAACAGAGAUCGUAGCGGUUGGCGAGAAAUUGCCAAAGUCAAUGUGGUUCAGACUGUUCUGAAUCGCGCAAGGUGGAUGCGAUAAGGAGGAUAUCCUCAUGCAGGACAACCAGAGUACAAUUCUUCUCGAGAACAAUGGUAGAUUCUCAGCAGGAAAAGGUAGUAAGCACAUUGACAUAAGAUAUUUCUUUGUCACAGAUCGCAUUCAAAAGAAGCACUUGAAGGUGCAAUACUGUCCAACGGAGGAAAUGAUUGCAGAUUUCUUCACCAAGCCGGUACAAGGAGCUUUGUUUUACAAGUUUCGAAACGCAGUACUGGGAAUCAAAUCGUGUGAUUUCGACAAGUACAAACGGAACUAUUACGAAGUCCUGAAACGAUACAACCUUAUCAGUGAUCAAGAGGCCACCGAUAGAUUGCAGGAGUGUGUUGGACAUCGUACGAAUGACAGACCAGGACGGACUGGCGUGCGCACGAUUCAAAAUAAUCCGUUACAGGACAAGACAAACCUGGGAAAUAAAUCCAGAGAGAAAGGCCACGAGAGCCUGAUUAUCAAGAAAACCCAAGAAUAAGAUUGAUCUCACUUUUCUUGUGUUUACCAACUUAGAAACCUAAUCACAAUAAUCAACAUUCAAUAAGUCUCCUCUAUCUACCUAUUCAUCAAUCAGUGGAGUAUUAUCGUCUAACAGUACUCGUACUACGGAACGAAAGAAAUUGGGAGGUGGAAAUCGACUUAUGAGAAACUCACCGCGACAUCUCUCUGUCCAUCAUGAACAAACUGGAACCACCCUCUAGGUAGUACUGCAUUAUUGAGGCCAGAAUGUGAUAGAAGAUAUCAAUCCAUUAAAGAUACCAGGAUAUACAAAUGAAGAGAUAUGAUUCUUACGGGCUAUUAAGGCUAUCUCUCGUCGUGUUUCUUUUGCCAUCGACCCCCUUUUGGACGAGUUUGUUGCUACCUGCUGAUAGCUUUCCGACCCCAGUCAAGUCGACUUCUGCUUCGUUUCACCCGGAAGAAGGACAACGAGAAAAGGCUGGGUGUAGCUCUCGAGUGUUUGUCGACGAAGUGUGUGAAUGGCUGAAUCGACAGCCAGAUGUCUCACACAGGAGUGUGGAAUUUCCUCCUUGUGUACUGACCGCUUUCCCAUCAAUAACAACAGCUGGCUCCACUUUAAUUGAACUCGAGAGGAAGAGAAUAAACUCAACUGAUUGUUCUGAAACGAAAGAUAAUGAUACGAAAACAAUCGCACUUCACUUGAUCCCCACACCUACUCGGUUGGAAGAAUGCCUUCCGCCAAAAUUUCAAAAAGACACCACGGACUAUUUCAAUCGAAAGAAGGAAGAAAAUCGUAAUGAUACUCAGUAUUCAAAAGUAAUUCACUUACAUCAAGACAAAUGGAAUUCCAAAAGGCCGAUAGUCCGCCACCGCUUGAUGGCUCAAUUGGGUUUAGGAGUGCACGAUCCGAAGGGCACGAUAGAAAAGCAAUACUCCAAGCACGACGGCGGGCGAACAACAACGGGAAUACGACGAAUUUUUGCUCGAAAAACAAAAGUGCGACGUAUAUCAGCGGCUAUCGCCAUGAAAUUUUUAGAAGAACACCAUCUCUGGAGUGCCACAAAGGCAAAACACAAUUAUGGGUUGUUCGCCAAUAGCAAUGAUACCAACGACGGAGAGCUUGUUGCGGUAGCCACGUUUUCGACGAGACGGAAAGUGGUGCGAUUGGGAAAGCCACACCGCUCGCACGAAUUACUGCGUUUCUGCUCGAAGCGAGAUACGAAUGUUGUCGGUGGAAUAUCGAAACUGAUCAAGGCGUUCAUCAAGGAAAAGAAGCCGGACGACAUUGUUACCGUCAUAGAUCGUGACUGGGGAAGUGGUUCUGGGUGGUCCUCUCUCGGAUUCGAAAACGUCGCCACGAUGGAACCCAUAGUAAUGGUUGCUCGUCUAUUUGAUGAGGGUCGCACUUCCCGGCGCCACUUGGUUGGGGCAGGAAUAAAGAGUGCUGACAUAACGAUGGAAAACAAUACUGUCUCACUCAACAAGAAUGAUCGGUUGGGCCUUCCGACUGAUAUUCUGCAAGAACUUGAUGCUCUAGACUCGGUAGGAGAUGUCCUCGAGACACUUUCGAAUUAUGGCUUCUUCCCUAUUUACGAUACUGGGGUGGAGCGAUUGAUGAAAACAAUGUCCUAUGAUAAAAAUGGAAAUUUAAUCGGGGCGAAAAGGGCAUCGAUCACCGACUUGUGGCAAAACUCACAGCCAACCUACGCAAAGGAAUACUAUUCGUCCAAUGUUGGAAUUGCUGCUUUGCUGAAGCACACAUCCAGCACUCCGUCGGCCCUAUCGCAACUCGUUGCUAACACCCUUAUGGAUCGUUGAGUUGAACUAGUACGAUAAGGCACGACUCUUCUGCGUGUCAAAACUAUGAUUUGAUUUUUUUUGUAUUUUAGUAAGCUGGAAUUGAACCUGUGAGUACCAGAAACAAGAAAGUCUUCAUUUUUUUACUAAUAUACUCAUUGUGAUGACAGAGUCAAUGAUUUCAAUUCUUCUCUUUUCAAACUCACCAAGGACAAGGAGGAUGCGAGUGAACAGUUUGGCCUAUCCAAUACCCACCACUAUGGACCCACAAGCAGCAUGCCAGAAAAUCUUGACAACUAAGUAGAAGUAAUAUAUUAGAGGAGUUGGCAAUCAAAUUCACGAUACAGUUGUAGAUUUUGGGCCUUUUUUGUGUGUAAUGACUAGUUUGACUAAAAUUAAAUACAGACA
Messenger RNA from Pseudo-nitzschia multistriata, 7032 nucleotides. NCBI's taxonomy places the organism in Eukaryota, Bacillariophyta, Bacillariophyceae, Bacillariales, Bacillariaceae. The record is from the annotation of a GenBank genome assembly.